AUGGCAAAGCAAGUCCGAGGAUACGAAGGGACCUUGCUAGAAGCUAUCGAGGCAGGUGUGGUGCCGCGGCCUGAAAGGUUGCGGUACAGGGAGUGGCUUGCUUGGCGGGCAGCGGAAGGACAAAGGCCUUCGCGCCGCCGUGGGGAUACCUCAGGUACCACUACAAAUGGUGAAGAAUCGGAGCUGUGGCGCGAGGUCAUGCGCGCGCUCCAUGAGGAAGACCCAGGAGAAGCAAGUAGAGGAAGUAGCGACAGUCAGGAGGAGGAAGAGCUGCUGAGUGCGGACGAUGGGACUGGAAGGGACCGUGCGGCCACCGGCGCCGGGAGAUCGACAGAACAUCCUGAUAGGUUUGCGCUGGAGGAUGGGAGAGCGACUCCUGCUUCUUCUACUGUCGGCAACGAAAGUGUGUUCAAGGCACCAGUUACUGCCGAAGCACUUGAGCACGCAAUGGCACGGCCUUACGAUGGGAAUAAAGAAACAGCAAAGAAGUUUGCGCGAAGGAUUUACCGAAUUGCAGAUGUCCUGCAAGAAAUGGGAGCUGAGGUGGACAUGCAAGAAGUGGAGCUCAAGGUGGCUCGCGCCAUUUUUUCCGAAAAGGUUCAGGGGCAAACGCCUGAGGAACAGCUCGCCUCUCUCAAAGAGUUUUUCCGCGAGUUAUUGUUGGAAGAUCCACCUGAAGAGCAAGAAGGAGAGCAUGAAGCCCGUUUGGAAGUCCUGUUGCAUAUGAUUCAGGAGAGAGGCGGGAAACUCAGCAAAACCAUGGGAAAGGUCUUCUCUUCAAAUGAAGGGACGCCUGAAAAGAGCGGUCCGUCGAAGGUGUUGGACUACACUCCGGCGGGCAGGGGCCGCGGAGAAAGCUCUCCGGUGGGCUUAGGCCACGGAGAUGGGUUUCGAAGCCCAGCUAUCGAGAGGCCAGCUGCAGAAGUGGCGGAUCUCAAGCGGCGCGUCGCCGAGCUGGAAGGAGACGCUCGGUCCGAGGUUAGUCGGGGUGUAGAUGUGAGCGCUUUUGCUGAAGCCAUCGAGAAACAGACGAAAGUCAUGGCCGAAGCGCUCGGAAAGAAACAGAAGCGCUCGACCAUUCAAGUCAGCCCAAAAGUCCAUUGGCCCACGUUGGAUGAUGAGUGCAGUGACUGGUCAGUCCAGGAGUUCUAUGACUCUUUCGAAGCGUGCUUGAAGCAGCACCGUUUGAAAACGUAUGAGCUGAUUUACCGAAAGAACCUCGGCUCGGGAAUAGUCAAGGAAGAUCCUGGCGAGGUGUACAGGCAAAUCAAAUCCAAACAUUUGAUGUUCUCCGAGACUGCGGAAGAGAAAGAGAUUCGCGUCUUGGAAGAAGGUGAUGCCCUUCAGAAAGGGAAACUCUCCGCCUUCCAGUGGGAAGUGCGAUGGGAGUCUCACCUGGCGGAUCGAGACAGCGUUGGGCUUGGUCUAAACGCGAAGGAAGCCUUGAUCCAAUAUUUCAGGAAGAUUGGGCCCGCGCUUUCCCGCGACGUAAGACGUGAUAGACGUUUUCGGCCAGAUGGGUCGGGGGGAAAUGUGUUUCGUGCAGUUGCGACAUGGGAGGAGGCUCAUGAAGUCGUAAAGGAGAUAGAGGAGACAAAUGCAGGACAGAAGGCGCUAAACAAUAGCACGUUUGCCGUCAAGCAGGUGGGAAAGGAUGGCAAGAAGGGAGCAGACCAGAUUCACGCGCAAGGCUCAGAGUCCUGA
Molecule: messenger RNA, 1704 nt
Organism: Durusdinium trenchii
Lineage: Eukaryota; Dinophyceae; Suessiales; Symbiodiniaceae
Source: the annotation of a GenBank genome assembly